Messenger RNA from Globicephala melas (long-finned pilot whale), 12786 nucleotides. It is a transcript of the gene EP400, whose product is annotated as E1A binding protein p400. Gene Ontology annotation, cellular component: NuA4 histone acetyltransferase complex; Swr1 complex. NCBI's taxonomy places the organism in Eukaryota, Metazoa, Chordata, Mammalia, Artiodactyla, Delphinidae. The record is from RefSeq and is a predicted model, not a curated record. Gene Ontology annotation, molecular function: ATP binding; chromatin binding; ATP-dependent chromatin remodeler activity. Gene Ontology annotation, biological process: DNA repair.
CGGCGCGCAAUAGGCGCUGCGGCGGGAGGAGCGAGCGCACACCCGCUCCCUCGUCCUCGCAGCGCCCCCAGGGCAACCUCCGCUCUCCACAAACCCGGCGCCCGCUCCGCCGCCGGCCUAUCGGCCCGCGCCCUCGCCUUGCCGGUCUAGCCCUCACCGCCGUCUCCACUCCUCCCGCUCCGCCGACGUCACGCCGGGCGCCAACGCGCAGCUGCGAGCGCGGGGCGCGCGUCCCUUCCGGCUCGCCGUAGCAGGCGCGCCGCCGCUUCCUCCGGCCGGGCCCCGGAUGUGUCGAGCGGAACGGUGCCUCUGGGCCCGGUCCCCAGCCCCAGCCCGACGUGGAGGAGCGCGGCCCAGACCCGGGGAUGUCAGCUACAGGAACUCACACAGCGUGGAGCCUUUUGAGUCUGGCUUCUUCCACUGAGCGUAAUGCCUUUGAGAUUCAUCCAGGUUGCUGCGUGUACCAAGAAUGUCCCUUUUUGUGGAGUAGUAGGUCCACAGUGUGGAUGGACCGCGGUUAUCCAUUCACUCGUUGAAGGACAUUUGGAUUCUUGCCAGCCUUUUAAUACAAAAUGUCUUGUCGUGUCAGUGGCCUGCAGUCCGUGGUCCUUGCGUCUGGCUGUGCUCCUUGGCGUCCUCGUGGUGUGGGUGUGUCUGUAGCUCGGCCUUUACGUUGCUGAGGCAGCCGCGUUGUGUGGCUCUUCCAGGUGUUUUAUUCCUUCGCCAGGUGAAGCAGAGCAUUAAGUUGGAUAAAAAAGGAGGGCGAUCAUGCACCAUGGCAGCGGCCCUCAGAACGUCCAGCACCAGCUGCAGAGGUCCAGGGCCUUCGCUGGCAGCGAAGGAGAAGAGCAGCAGGCCCGUCCCAACCCCCCGCAGUCCCCCGCCACGCCCUUUGCGCCGGCGGCGAGCCCGUCCGCGCCCCAGUCCCCCGGUUACCAAGUUCAGCAGCUGAUGAACCGCAGCCCCGUGGCCGGGCAGAGCGUGAACAUCGCCCUUCAGAAUGUGGGGCCGGUGGUGGGAGGGAACCCCCAGAUCACGCUGGCCCCCCUGCCGCUGCCCAGCCCCACUUCUCCGGGAUUCCAGUUCAGUGCACAGCAGAGGCGGUUUGAGCAUGGGUCUCCAUCGUACAUCCAGGUCACCUCGCCGCUGUCCCAGCAGGUGCAGACUCAGAGCCCCACCCAGCCCAGCCCCGGGCCGGGACCGGGCCUGCAGAGCGUGCGGGCGGGAGCCCCUGGCCCUGGCCUGGGCCUAUGCAGCAGCAGUCCCACCGGGGGCUUCGUGGACGCCAGUGUGCUGGUGAGACAGAUCAGCCUGAGCCCGUCCAGUGGCGGCCACUUCGUGUUCCAGGAGGGCUCGGGCCUGGCGCAGAUGGCCCCGGGCGCCCAGGUUCAGCUGCAGCACACGGGGGCGCCCAUCACGGUCAGAGAACGGAGACUCUCGCAGCCCCACGCGCAGUCGGGGGGCACCGUCCACCACCUGGGACCUCAGAGCCCCGCGGCCGCAGGCGGGGCCGGCCUGCAGCCCCUGGCCAGCCCUGGCCACAUCACCACGACGAGCCUGCCGCCCCAGAUCAGCAGCAUCAUCCAGGGGCAGCUGAUCCAGCAGCAGCAGGUGCUGCAGGGGCCUCCGCUGACCAGGCCUCUGCUCCCUGGGGUCGGGGGGACUUCGGCGUUUGGGAUGACGUCCCCACCGCCCCCCACCAGCCCUUCCAGGACCGCAGCGCCCCCGGGCCUCUCCAGCCUUCCUGUCCCGUCUGCGGGGAGCGCGGGGAUAAGAAAGGCUCCCAGGAAAUUGGAAGAGAUCCCCGCGGCCUCCCAGGAGCUGGCUCAGAUGCGGAAGCAGUGCCUGGACUACCACUUCAGGGAGAUGGAGGCUCUGAAGGCGGCCUUCAAGGAGUACUUGGUCGAGCUGUUCUUCUUGCAGCACCUUCAGGGAAACAUGAUGGAUUUCCUAGCUUUCAAGAAGAAGCAUUAUGCCCCGUUACAAGCUUACCUUAGGCAGAAUGAUUUGGACCUGGAGGAGGAGGACGAGGACGAGGACGAGGAGAAGUCUGAGGUCAUCAACGACGAGGUAAAGGUUGUGACAGGAAAGGAUGGGCAGACUGGUACUCCUGUUGCUAUAGCAACCCAGCUUCCUCCAAAUGUUUCUGCUGCUUUUUCAUCCCAGCAGCAACCAUUUCAGCAACAAGCCCUUGCAGGGACCCUUGUGGCAGGGGCUGGCAGUGUGAUCGAAACGGACCCCUUUAAGAGGCAGCAGGCGGGACCUCCGGCAGAGCAGUCUAAGAGACCUCGACUCGAAGUGGGUCACCAAGGGGUAGUUUUCCAGCACCCAGGGGUGAAUACAGGAGUUCCUCUCCAGCAGUUAAUGCCGACAGUUCAAGGGGGAAUGCCACCCGCGCCGCAGGCUGCUCAGCUCGCCGGCCAGAAGCAGAGCCAGCAGCGGUACGACCCCUCCACGGGGCCCCCGGUGCAGAACGCCGCCAGCCUGCACACGCCGCCGCCGCAGCUGCCCGCCAGGCUGCCCCCGGCCGGCCUCCCCGCCGCGCCCCUGCCGCCAGCGCUGCAGUUCCCCCCGCAGCCGCAGACGGCGGAGCCGCAGACCCCGCUCCCGGUGCCGGUGAAGACGCAGCCGCCAAACGCCCCCGCCCCGGCGCCCCCGCCUGGACAGCUCCCCGCGGCCCUCCAUGUCCCGGUGCCUGCGAAGGCGCAGAUGCAGGCCCCUCCGCUCCCGUCCCAGCCGCAGACGGCGGCGCCACCCAGACCGCCCAUGGACCCCGCCCAGCCCUGCCCGCGGCCGCUGCCCUCCGCCUCCUCUGCCUCGACCGUUGUCCCCGCCAGUGGCUCAGGCCCGGGACCUUCGCCUGCCCGGGCCUCCCCGGUGAACAGACCCUCCCCGGCAGCCAAGUCGCUGUCUCCGGUCAUCGCCCGCUCCCCAGGGGCAGCCGUGUCAGCGCCCCCGAAACCACAGAGCCCCGCUCAGAAUGCCGCCGCGCCCCACGACGGUUCUCAGGACAAGCUGGCAGAACAGAUAGCGCUGGAGAACCAGAUCCAUCAGCGGAUAGCAGAUUUAAGGAAAGAAGGCCUGUGGUCCCUCAGACGGCUGCCCAAGCUGCAGGAGGCCCCGCGCUCCAAAUCGCACUGGGACUACCUGCUGGAGGAGAUGCAGUGGAUGGCCACAGACUUCGCCCAGGAGAGGAGGUGGAAGGUGGCCGCUGCCAAGAAGCUUGUCAGAACUGUAGUGCGUCAUCACGAAGAGAAGCAGCUUCGGGAGGAGCGGGGAAGGAGAGAAGAACAGAACCGAUUGAGACGAAUAGCUGCGUCAACUGCUAGAGAAAUAGAAUAUUUUUGGUCAAAUAUUGAACAGGUUGUGGAAAUAAAACUACAAGUAGAAUUAGAAGAAAAAAGGAAAAAGGCUUUAAAUUUCCAGAAAGUCUCCCGGAAAGGUAAAGAGUCGAGACCUACAGGGCUUGAUGCGUUACGGGAAAGCUUUGUGGAUUCGGGGAUACCUGGAAGAAAAAGAAAAGCAAGCACAUCUUUAACCGAUGAUGAAGUGGAAGACGAGGAGGAGACGAUUGCAGAGGAAGAGGCGCUGGAGGGGGCUGCGGACCACCAGGCGGAGCUGUUGGAGUUAGCCAGAGAAGCUGAAUUGCCCUUAAUUGAUUUGAUGAAGUUGUAUGAAGGUGCCUUUCUGCCGAAUUUCCAGUGGCCCCAACCUAAACCUGACAGUGAAGAGACAAGUGAAGACGAAGACAUGGAAGACUGCUCGGGUGACCGGGAGAGCCGGAAGGGUGUGGUUCUCAUCGACUCGCUGUUCAUCAUGGACCAGUUUAAAGCCACAGAGAGAGUGGUUGUCGGGAAGCCUCACACAAAGGACAUCGCGGAAGUGACCGCUGUGGCCGAAGCCAUCCUGCCCAAGGGCAGUGCUCGGAUCAGCACCGCGGUGAAGUUGAACGCUCCGGCUCUUCUGUACGGCGCCCUCAGAGAUUACCAGAAGAUUGGCCUGGACUGGCUGGCCAAGCUCUACCGGAAGAACCUCAAUGGCGUAUUGGCAGAUGAAGCUGGGCUUGGUAAAACAGUGCAGAUCAUUGCUUUUUUUGCCCACCUAGCCUGUAAUGAAGGCAACUGGGGCCCUCAUCUUGUCGUUGUGAGGGGCUGUAACAUCCUCAAGUGGGAGCUCGAACUGAAGCGCUGGUGUCCGGGGCUCAAAACGCUCUUGUAUGUUGGCAGCCAUAGAGAACUCAAGGCAAAGAGACAGGGGUGGACAGAGCCCAACCGCAUCAACGUCUGCAUCACGUCCUACAAGCAGUUCUUCAAGGGCUACGCGUCCUUCACACGGGUGCGCUGGAAGUGCCUGGUCAUCGACGAGAUGCAGCGUGUGAAGGGCAUGACCGAGAGGCACUGGGAGGCCGUGUUCACCCUGCAGAGCCAGCAGCGACUGCUGCUCAUCGACGCCCCGCUGCACAACACCUUCCUGGAGCUGUGGACCAUGGUGCACUUCCUCAUCCCGGGCAUCUCCAGGCCGUACCUGCACUUGCCCCUGAAAGCCCCCAGCGAGGAGAAUCAGGACUACUACCACAAAGUGGUCAUCCGGCUGCACCGGGUGACACAGCCCUUUAUUUUGCGGAGAACUAAGAGAGAUGUGGAGAAGCAGCUAACGAAGAAAUACGAGCACGUCCUGAAGUGCCGCCUCUCCAAUCGACAGAAGGCCUUGUACGAGGACGUCAUCCUGCAGCCGGGGACGCAGGAAGCUCUGAAGAGCGGGCGCUUUGUGGACGUGCUGAGCAUCCUCCUGCGGCUGCAGCGGAUCUGCAACCACCCCGGGCUGGUGGCGCCCCGGCUCCCGGAGUCCUCCUACACGGCGGGGCCGCUGCAGUGCCGCUCGGCCUCGCUCAUCCUGAAGGCGCUUGACCGAGACUUCUGGAAGGAAACCGACCUUUCUAUAUUUGAUCUUAUUGGCUUAGAAAAUAAAAUGACUCGCCACGAGUCAGAACUGCUGGGUAAGAAGAAGGUGACGCGGAAACUCUUUGAGGAGCUGUUCACCGCGCCGCCACCAUCGGGCAGGCCAGCGGCCGUCAGACUGAAGCCCAGCAGGUUGUUUCAGCCCGUGCAAUACGGCCAGAAGCCCGAGGGCCGCACCGUGGCUUUCCCCAGCACACACCCGCCCCGGACGGCCACGCCCACAGCCACUGCCACGCCGCAGGGCCACGUUCGAGGACGGCCGCCCAUCGCCACGUUCUCUGCAAAUCCGGAUGCAAAAGCGCCAGCAACCCCGUUUCAGACCUCUCAGGCCUCCACCGGUGCUCCGAGACACCAGCCCGCCUCGACCUUCAGCACAGCACCUAGCCCAGCCCAUCCUGUGAAACUGCGGGCUCAAACCACUGCCCCGGCCUCCACCCCGGGCCCGCCCCAGCCCCAGCCCCAGGCCCCCUCGCACCCGGCCGGGCAGAGCGCGCUGCCUCAGGGGCUGGUGCUCACCUCGCAGGCCCAGGCGCGCCUGCCUAGUGGGGAGGUGGUCAAAAUAGCCCAGCUGGCUUCCCUCGCGGGCCCGCCGAGCCGAGUCGCCCAGCCGGAGAGCCCCGUGACGCUUCAGUUCCAGGGCAACAAGUUCACCUUGUCGCAUAGCCAGCUGCGGCAGCUGACAGCCGGCCAGCCCCUGCAGCUCCAAGGCAGCGUCCUCCAGAUUGUGUCCGCGCCCGGGCAGUCCUACCUGCGACCUCCAGGCCCCGUGGUGAUGCAGACAGUGUCUCAGGCGGGGGCCCUGAAUGCCCUGGGAAGCAAGCCCCCAGCCGGCGGCCCAAGCCCCGCACCCAUGACCCCUCCAGUGGGUGUGCCCAGCCGACUGGCAGUCAGUCCCCUGGCCGCAGGAGAACCUGGAGUGGCCUCCAAGCCAGCCUCUCCCGUCGCCGGGCCGACGCAGGAGGAAAAGACCAGACUUUUGAAAGAGCGGCUGGACCAGAUUUAUUUUGUCAACGAACGGCGCUGCUGUCGCACCCCUGUCUACGGCAGAGACCUGUUGGGGGUUUGUUCCCUGCCUGGCAGAGGGCAGUUGCCUUGGCUCGGGGCUCCUGAUGGAGGUCAUGGGAAGGGGGCUGGGCCCACGAGCCGGUACACGUCACCCUCGACAACUCACAGGGACCUGAUUUUGACCCUGACUCAACGUCAGGAAUCCCUCCAGGACGUCAUGGACAGGGUGGUGUGUGUGAUCCCGCCGGUGGUGGCCGCGCCCCCGUGCUUGUGGGUGGCGAGGCCGCCCUCCCGCUACAGCCACAAGAUGAGGCUCUUCAGACACUACCUGCGGGAGCACACGGCGCCCUUCGCCCAGCAGCUGCAGCGGGUGACAGCUCUGCGCUCCCUGCGGUUUCCCGAGCUGAGACUGGUCCAGUUUGACUCAGGAAAGCUGGAAGCGUUGGCUAUCUUACUUCAGAAGUUGAAAUCUGAAGGACGUCGCGUGCUGAUUUUAUCGCAGAUGGUUCUCAUGUUAGACAUUUUAGAAAUGUUCUUGAACUUCCAUUAUCUCACCUAUAUAAGAAUUGACGAAAACGCCAACAGUGAACAACGGCAGGACCUGAUGAGGAGUUUCAACCGGGACCGGCGGGUCUUCUGUGCCCUCCUUUCCACACACAGCCGCGCCACGGGCGUGAGCCUGGUGGAGGCGGACGCGGUGGUGUUCUACGACCACGACCUCAACCCGGUGAUGGACGCCAAGGCCCAGGAGUGGUGCGACCGGAUCGGGCGGCGCAAGGACGUGCACAUAUACAGGCUCGUGAGUGGCAAUUCCAUUGAGGAGAAAUUGUUGAAAAAUGGAACCAAAGAUUUGAUCCGAGAAGUGGCUGCUCAGGGAAACGACUACUCCAUGGCGUUCCUCACGCAGCGGACGAUCCAGGAGCUGUUUGAGGUUUAUCCACCCGUGGAUGACACUGGCUUCCCAGUGAAAGCCGAGGAGUUUGUCGUCCUUUCUCAGGAACCUUCUGUCACAGAAACCAUCGCACCCAAAAUUGCCAGGCCUUUCAUAGAGGCCCUCAAGAGCAUCGAGUGUCUGGAGGAGGACGCACACGAGUCAGCAGAGGAGUUGGCGCCCGGGUCUCGGUGCCCCGACGGUUCCCGGUGGGGCGAGGAGCCCUCGCCACUGGAGGAGUUAGCGGACUUCAUGGGACAGCUCACACCAAUUGAAAAGUAUGCUUUGAAUUACCUGGAAUUAUUCCAUACUUCCACUGAUCAAGAAAAGGAGAGAAAUAGCGAGGGCGCCGUGCUGGCCGCCGUGGGCGAGUGGGAGGCCCGGCACGCGCGGGCACUGCGGGAGCGCGAGGCCCGGGCACGGCGCGAGCCCGAGCAGCAGCUGCUCACCUACACCCGGGAGGACGCCUGCCGCGCGGAGUUCGUGUAUGAGGGCGCCGACGGGCAGACGGAGGUCAUGCCGCUUUGGACGCCACCCACGCCCCCCCAGGACGACAACGACAUCUACAUCGACUCAGUCAUGUGUCUCAUGUACGAAACCACUCCCAUCCCGGAGUCCAAGCUGCCGCCCGUGUACGUGAGGAAGGAGCGCCGGAGACACAAGACGGACCCGUCAGCCGCAGGCAGGAAGAAGAAGCAGCGUCACGGGGAGGCCGUGGUGCCCCCGCGGUCGCUGUUCGACCGCGCGACGCCCGGCAUGUUGAAGAUCCGCCGAGAGGGGAAGGAGCAGAAGAAGAACAUCCUGUUGAAGCAGCAGACGCAGUUCGCCAAGCCUCUGCCCACCUUUGCCAAACCAGCCGCCGAGUCUGGCCCCGACAACCCGGAGUGGCUCAUCAGCGAGGACUGGGCGCUGCUGCAGGCCGUGAAGCAGCUGCUCGAGCUGCCGCUCAACCUCACAGUCGUGUCCCCGGCCCACACGCCCAACUGGGACCUCGUCAGCGACGUCGUGAACUCCUGCAGCCGCAUCUACCGCUCCUCCAAGCAGUGCCGGAACCGCUACGAGAACGUGCUCAUCCCAAGGGAGGAGGGGAAGAGUAAGAACAACCGUCCUCUGCGCACGGGCCAGAUGUACGCUCAGGACGAGAACGCCACGCACACCCAGCUGUACACGAGCCACUUUGACCUGAUGAAGAUGACUGCGGGCAAGAGGAGCCCCCCCAUCAAGCCUCUGCUUGGCAUGAAUCCCUUUCAGAAAAACCCCAAGCACGCUUCCGUGUUGGCAGAAAGUGGAAUCAACUACGACAAACCCCUGCCUCCUAUUCAGGUCGCAUCCCUCCGGGCGGAGCGCAUCGCCAAGGAAAAAAAGGCGCUGGCCGACCAGCAGAAGGCGCAGCAGCCGCCUGUGGCACAGCCGCCGCCACCACCGCCGCCGCCGCAGCCGCAGCCACCGCCACCGCAGCAGCCGCCCCCACCGCUGCCCCAGCCCCCGUCCGCCGGCAGCCAGCAGCCUGCGGGGCCGCCUGCCGUCCAGCCCCAGGCCCAGGCGCAGCCCCCGGCACAGCCCACGCCGCCCCCACCGAAGGCGCCCCCUGCGAUCACGACGGUGGGCAGCGCUGCAGUGCUGCAGGCAGGAGCCAUCAAGACAUCCGUCACAGGGACAAGCAUGCCCGCGGGCACAGUGAGCGGAAAUGUGAUCGUGAACACCAUCGCCGGCGUCCCCGCUGCCACCUUCCAGUCCAUUAACAAGCGCCUCGCUUCACCCGUGGCACCUGGAGCCUUGACUACCUCGGGAGGCUCUGCUCCUGCCCAGGUGGUCCACACCCAGCCUCGAGCAGUUGGGUCCCCCGCCACGGCCACGUCCGACAUGGUGUCCCUGGCACCGACUCAGGGUGUUCGAGCGGUCACCUCAGUGACGGCCUCGGCUGUGGUCACUACCAGCCUGACCCCGGUGCAGACCCCGACCCGGUCUUUGGUGACUCAAGUGUCCCAAGCCACAGGGGUCCAGCUUCCGGGGAAAACCAUCACUCCCGCGCACUUCCAGCUCCUGCGGCAGCAGCAACAGCAGCAGCAGGCCUCGCAGGUGCAGGUCCCGCAGAUCCAGGGCCAGGCCCAGGCGCCGGCGCAGAUCAAGGCGGUGGGCAAGUUGACUCCGGAACACCUGAUCAAAAUGCAGAAGCAGAAACUGCAGCUGCCCCAGCAGGCGCCCCCAGCACAGGCCCCGCCGGGGCCCCCGCAGCCAACGGCACAAGUGCAGGUGCAGCCCCCGCAGCCCACGCAGCAGCAGAGCCCCCAGCUCACCACGGUCACGGCCCCGAGGCCCGGCGCCCUGCUCACGGGCACCACCGUGGCCAACCUCCAGGUGGCCCGGCUCACCCGGGUCCCCACUUCACAGCUGCAGGCUCAAGGGCAGAUGCAGGCCCCGGCGCCCCAGCCGGCCCAGGUGGCACUGGCGAAGCCCCCGGUGGUGUCGGUGCCCGCAGCCGUGGUCUCCUCGCCGGGCGUCACGACGCUGCCCAUGAACGUUGCUGGAAUCAGUGUGGCCAUCGGGCAGCCGCAGAAAGCCGCAGGGCAGACUGUCGUGGCCCAGCCUGUGCACGUCCAGCAGCUGCUGAAGCUGAAGCAGCAGGCCGUCCAGCAGCAGAAGGCCAUCCAGCCGCAAGCCGCCCCAGGCCCGGCCGCCGUCCAGCAGAAGAUCACAGCGCAGCAGAUUGCCGCUCAGGGCCAGCCACAGAAGGUCACCUACGCCACCCAGCCAGCCCUUAAAACCCAGUUUCUCACCACGCCCAUCUCCCAGGCCCAGAAACUGGCUGGGACCCAGCAGGUGCAGACCCAGAUCCAGGUUGCGAAACUCCCUCAAGUCGUCCAGCAGCAGACACCCGUGGCCAGCAUCCAGCAGGUUGCCUCUGCUUCCCAACAGGCUUCCCCACAGACUGUGACCCUCACCCAGGCGACAGCGGCCGGGCAGCAGGUCCAGGUGAUCCCCGCAGUGACAGCGACAGCACAGGUAGUCCAGCAGAAGCUCAUGCAGCAGCAAGUCGUGACCACGGCGGCGGCCCAGCUGCAGACCCCCGGUGUUCCCAACCCAGCCCAGGUGCCGGCCAGCUCCGACAGCCCGAACCAGCAGCCCAAGCUCCAGAUGAGAGUCCCCGCCGUCAGGUUAAAGACGCCCACCAAGCCUCCGUGCCCCUAGUCGGGAGCGCGGCGCGGCCCCAGGCGGGCCGCCCGUGCCUGCCACCGCCCCGCCCAGAUGGGGUGGACUUAUUUACUGAGCCCCAGGACAGUGCCCUGCAGGGCGUCCAGUGCCUGGAGCGGCGACCCUCAGCGAGCGCCCCCGUCACGUGUUAUGUGGCUGACUGAGAAAGCGGCAGUGGCAGUGUUUCCUCGAUGCUUUACCUUUUAGUUUCUCCUCCAGGGCAGUACUGCUGGGUCUUGAAAGCCAUUUAGAAUUUCUCUGUUAGUGUACAGUGUUUUUUGCACGUCACAAGUAGCCAUUUGGAAGGUGCAGUGAGUCAUAAAAUAGACCUUGUGGAGCUAAAAUGUGGUCUGACAGCAUCUGUCUCUGCCUGGUUCUUUAUUCCUAACUGAAAGCACGUUAUGGUCCUUCGAGAGGAGAAAGACUGUCUGAUAUCAAAGGUAGGUCAUCUCAGAUCAGGGAAAACCAACGUGGUUUCUCCCCUCCCUCCUAAAAUGUGACUUGUUUGGACUCUUAAAGGAGACGUUUAGUACUGACAUGCAUUGAAGCACAUUCGUGACGCGUUCCCAGCUUGUGUUGAAGGGGAAUGGUCUGUGACUGCAUUUUCAUUGCAAAGAGCAUCGCACGGCUUCCCUCAGAGUGGCCGGUUUCCACGUCAAAGGAACGCUUGGGGCUGCUCCCCACCCCAGCACAUCCACGAUAGUUUCCCGGGUUUCGGAUAAACUUGUAAGUGGACUUAGGCUACUGAAGCAGCGCCAGCAAACCUUGUGGGGCUCCUGUCUGGGAAUAUGGUUCGGGGCCCAGAGUGCUGUGCAAGUGUUGUCACGUUGCAGACGGCACUGCUGAGUGCUCGGCGAGGCCCUUGCAAGGGGGCGGCCUGCCAUCGCCCCUUUGCUUUCGUGCCCAGCCCAGGCGUGACGUGCAGAGGUGAGAAGCCUCCUUGUGCAUGUGCUGUGUGUAUGCACCUACAAGUAUUAACCCACAGAAAUGGGUGUGGUAAGCUCUUCAUACUAGACUGCCAUGUCUCGUAUGUGAGCAUGUCGCCCACUUGGGGUACUGCGUAAAGCAGGGAGCCAUCCAGGCUCUUUGGGGUGGGGGGCCCGUGGUUGAGGGGCAAAGAGGAGGCCCUGGAUUUGCUAUUUUUAUUUUUUUUUACUGUGGCAACUGCAAAGGGCUUGAUUGGCUGACGAUGUCUGCUUACCUGGAGGUGUCCACCCAAGCAAAAGGCGCGUGUCUGAUGACACCCUCUCCGCUCCGUCUCUGUGCCUCUUCUACAGUUCUGGUCCAGGACAUCAGGUUGUGUUAGGUCUGUGUGUACUUAGGAACAGUUCCGGCAUACUGAGAGAUUUUAAAUUUGUAAUCAGUCUGUCUCCUCCCCCUUUAUAUCACUUUAUAUGACACAAAGGAAAGUGUCCUGUCCCGAGUUCUUUUGUUUCCCAUCAAUAUAUGUGGACACUAAUACGGCGAUUGAUACCUUAGUGAAGCCAACCAGGCAGCUCAUUUUUGAGUUCUUGGUGAGAAAUUUGGAAAAAAGUAAAGACCAGUUGUUCAAAGUGGACAGGAUUUAACGUUCUAGUUACUUGAACACUAUAAUUUGCCUUCUGACUUGUUCAUUGUGGGUUCAGCAUGUGCCGUAAUGAGGGAGUGCGGCUGCACGAGGCUUCUGUGCUUCGUAUCUGGGUACUGAGGAGAGUUCCUACUUUUUUUUUUUAAAUCCUCAAAUGUGCAGAACUAAAAAGGAAUUCUCCUUUUCAGCUUAUUUUAACUUGUGAAGCCUGUUGGUUUUGUUCUUACCCUUCUUGGGGUGUGGACAGUCUCUGUAGAUGAUGGUGAAGUGUUGAGUGUUUAGAAUAUCCUAGACAUAGCUGCCUGAGUAGAAGUCCUCUAUUAAUCUAGAACACUAGAAGAGAAUUUAGAAAAAUCUCUCAAAAGCUUUCUAAGAGAACAGAACUAGGGUCUGAAUAUUUGCAGUGUGGGACUCCUGCCCUGUCUUACUAUGUGAGUGAAAGAAGUGUGUUUUCUUCAGCGAUUCCCUGUUGCAAAAUAUGGGACAGAAAAUAGCGUUACUGGUAUCAGUCGAUUUAGUAACAUCUGGAUGUCAGCACUCACCUCCUAGUCUUCCACAGCCAUUUAGGUAAAGGGUCCGGUGUAUUGUUUUCUUCGCUUUCUAUUUUAAAGGUUAAAGUUUCCAUAUUUCAGAGUAAGUGUGAGUUUAGGACGAUGUUUUCCAGGCUUCCUCAGAUUGUUACUGUUGUCAGAAUCCCACAUUACCUUGUAGAACAGGGUUCCCACCCAAUGCAUGGUAAGGAUUGAGAGAAAUCUUCAGAACAUAAAAUAUAAAGACAGCAGGCAAAAACACCGUCAAACUGGAAUGGGCCACCAUGGAAAAAGCAGUCACCCAGGUUUUCUUUAAUUCAGAGACAUUUGUUCCAGGGAGGCUGGGUGGUGGUUGGAGGAUCCGGGGGCGGGGGAAGUAGGAGGCUGGAGUCAGCCUCCUGAGGCAGAGGCUUUCCCUUUUGCCACCUUCAGGACUAUUUGUUAACCGUUGUAACCAGAUAGCUGUUGUGUUUUGAAAUAUAAAGGAAGAAGACCGAAAUUGUAAAUACUUUGUAAACAGUCAUUUGUACUUGAAUAGUAGGGUUUUAAAGGGCACUGAUAUCCCACCAAACAAAAGGUAUAAUAAAUUGACCUUUUUAUAUG